AUGGCUCAGCCGGCGGGCCCGGCAGGCGGCGGGGAGCCCCGGGCGGAGCCAACGGGCGGCGAGGGGCCUCCGGACUCCGGGGCGGCUGGCGGCCCGCCGGACGCGCUGAGCCUGGAGGAAAUCCUGCGGCUCUACAACCAGCCCAUCAACGAGGAGCAGGCGUGGGCCGUGUGCUACCAGUGCUGCGGGUCCCUGCGCGCCGCGGACGCCGGCCGCCGCCAGCCCCGUCGCCGCGUGCGCUCAGCCGCGCAGAUCCGCGUCUGGAGGGACGGCGCCGUCACCCUAGCGCCCGACGACGCGGGAGAGCCGCCCCCCGCUGCGGGUAAAUUGGGAUAUUCACAUUGUACAGAAAUAGAGGUUAUUGAAUCUCUGGGAAUUGUUAUUUAUAAAGCACUGGACUAUGGUUUGAAGGAGAAUGAAGAAAGGGAGUUAAGCCCCCCCUUGGAGCAGCUCAUUGAUCACAUGGCCAAUACGGUGGAAGCUGAUGGCAGUAACGAUGAAGGCUAUGAGGCUGCAGAUGAAGGCCUGGAAGAUGAAGAAGAUGAAAAGAGAAAAGUGUCAGCCAUCCGGUCAUAUAGAGAUGUCAUGAAGUUAUGUGCUGCUCAUCUUCCAGCUGAAUCAGAGGCACCGAAUCAUUAUCAGGCAGUAUGUCGUGCACUGUUUGCAGAAACAAUGGAGCUACACACGUUUCUGACUAAAAUUAAGAGUGCAAAGGAGAAUCUUAAGAAGAUUCAAGAAAUGGAAAAAAGUGAUGAAUCUAACACAGACCUGGAAGAGCUGAAAAAUGCUGACUGGGCUCGAUUCUGGGUUCAGGUGAUGAGGGAUUUGCGGAAUGGAGUAAAACUUAAGAAGGUCCAAGAGCGGCAGUACAACCCUUUGCCCAUUGAAUAUCAGCUCACCCCUUAUGAGAUGCUAAUGGACGAUAUUCGAUCCAAAAGAUACACUUUGCGAAAAGUAAUGGUCAAUGGUGAUAUUCCCCCUCGGUUAAAAAAAAGUGCUCAUGAAAUCAUCCUGGACUUCAUCAGAUCAAGACCCCCUUUAAAUCCGGUCUCAGCCAGAAAACUGAAACCCACUCCACCACGGCCACGGAGCCUCCAUGAAAGAAUAUUAGAAGAAAUUAAAGCAGAGAGAAAGCUGCGGCCCGUCUCACCAGAGGAGAUGAGACGCAGCAGAUUAGCAGUGCGGCCACUUAGCAUGUCUUACAGUUUUGACUUGUCAGAUGUAACUACCCCUGAAUCUCCAAAGAACAUUGUGGAAUCAUCGAUGGUGAAUGGAGGUUUAACAUCACAAACGAAAGAAAAUGGAUUGAGUGCUGCACAGCAGGUGCCUGUGCAACGGAAGAAGCUCCUCAAAGCUCCAACUCUGGCUGAACUGGACAGCUCUGACUCCGAGGAGGAAACUCUACACAAGUCAACCAGCAGCAGCAGUGUGUCUCCCUCCUUCCUUGAAGAUCCCAUAGUAGAGGCUGUGUCCACAAGGAAGAAGCCUCCAAAAUUCUUGCCCAUAUCAUCAACACCCCAGCCAGAGAGACGGCAGCCACCCCAGAGACGACAUUCCAUUGAAAAGGAAACACCCACUAAUGUAAGACAGUUUCUUCCACCAUCCAAGCAGAGCUCCCGAUCUCUUGAGGAAUUCUGCUAUCCGGUGGAAUGCCUAGCUCUCACUGUGGAGGAAGUGAUGCAUAUUCGUCAGGUCCUGGUGAAGGCAGAACUGGAAAAAUACCAACAGUAUAAAGAUGUCUACACCGCCCUGAAAAAAGGAAAGCUCUGCUUUUGUUGCCGAACCAGGAGAUUUUCCUUCUUCACCUGGUCUUAUACCUGUCAGUUCUGUAAGAGGCCGGUGUGUUCACAGUGUUGCAAAAAGAUGCGGCUGCCCUCCAAACCAUACUCCACUCUUCCCAUCUUUUCAUUGGGACCUUCUGCCUUGCAAAGAGGGGAAAGUUGCAUGAGGCCAGAAAAGCCUGCCACUGGCCACCAUCGGCCACUCCGGAGCAUUGCCAGGUUCUCCAAAUCUAAGUCUGUGGACAAAUCCGAUGAAGAACUACAGUUUCCCAAAGAGCUGAUGGAGGACUGGAGUACUAUGGAGGUGUGUGUAGACUGCAAAAAGUUUAUUUCGGAAAUCAUCAGUUCGAGCCGGCGCAGCCUGGUGUUGGCUAACAAAAGAGCCCGAUUAAAAAGGAAAACACAGUCUUUCUACGUGUCCUCCCCAGGCGCCUCGGAAUACUGCCCUUCAGAGAGGACUAUCAAUGAAAUCUGAGCCCGUGCCUUUCAGUUGCUUUGUGUUCAGAGUCGGCACUAGCGCGGGAGAACACUGAGCUGGGCUGUCUCUCCUUGCCGUGGUCUUAGUUAAUAGGCUUGAAUUUGCAUUAGAUCAGGUUUUUGCCGCAUCACGUUGUUCCACAGACUGAAUGCUGUGUUCAUCUCGAUUAAUGGUACGUGACAGGUCAGCCAGUUGCUCGUCUGCACCAAGAGAGAACAAUAGUUUGAAACUUGCUUGUGUGUGUGUGUGGAGUUGGAGGCCAGAGACUUUUUCCUUAGUUCAGUUCCUUACUGUUCCUGAGAUCAUUUCCUGACUAAGGCAAAAAGCUUCUCGCAUGAGAAAUCGGCCUCACAACGGUGUCGAUGUUCGCACAGUUCUAAGCAGUAAGUCAUAUUGGCACCUCCACCCGACAGUGUUCCUAUCUAAUGGACAUAGUGGCUGGGCCCUGCCACAUACCAGGUCCCCGGGGUCGCCGGGCCAGGCUGUGUAUCCGCUCACGGCACAAAACCUGGAAGGAUUUGCUCCUAUCAAACUGAUUUUAAAUUGUUGUUGCUCUGAGCAGGGACUUCAUGCCUGCAUUCUAGUGCAGAACAUCUGGGUGAGCUGUACACCCCAGUGGGGGACCAUUUCCUCUGAGCUGCUGUGUUUCCCCUGGGGCCACGGAUCAGUGUCUCCUGAGUGGGUGACAGGUUUUCAUUCCCUAUCUUGAAUGUAUUAUGGUUACUUGUAGUUUUGUAACAGAGGUCUAAGAAUUAAAGUUUUGUGGGAGUUUCAGGACAAAAGAAGGCUAAAAGUUUGUCAAGAAGUCGAGUGUAUUUUGGUUAACUGUGAGAAGGGUUGUGACAGCAUAGUGUGCCGGCCGUUGCCACACUUCGGGGAAUGAGCUGGAGCUCAUCUGUUUUCAACUACAUUUUCCAUAACUUUAUAGUCUUAGCCAUCACAACUAAAUUAAGCCACAAUUUGGUACCUAAGGUCUCAAACUGAAAUUUAUUUAUUUUUAUAAAUGAAUUUUAAGGGGAAAAAAACAUUGUCUAGUUCUUUUAAAAUUACAAGAAAAUUAACCUGCUGAUCGACUUUUUGGAUGCUUUUUGCACAAGUUUUGCUUGCAAACGACUGGAGUGAGUAGGGUAGGUUUUUGAUGGAGGCAUGUUGGAGGGUAGCAGUGUACACUUGAAAUUUCUCAGCUUGCUUAUCCCAGGCUAGGAGCUGUCCUCUAUUAUUUUAGUUCUGCUUAGAAAUGACCAACCAAUCAAAUUGCCAUUGAUGUUUGGAAAAUCAGUUAAUGCACAUGCACAAGAAUUUCCUAAAAGCUAUAGGACACAUCUGUAGUGAGCACUGCAAGAGCACCAUUUAAUAAAAGGCAUGGCAGUCACAUUUCAUUCCACAUCCAAGCAUAGUUAACAUUUCUAUAUUAGAUUAACAGUA
This is a messenger RNA of Odobenus rosmarus divergens (Pacific walrus), 3684 nucleotides long. It is a transcript of the gene SPIRE1, whose product is annotated as spire homolog 1 (Drosophila). Gene Ontology annotation, biological process: cleavage furrow formation; polar body extrusion after meiotic divisions; Golgi vesicle transport. The coding region runs from base 1 to 2256 and encodes 751 amino acids. Gene Ontology annotation, cellular component: cytoplasmic vesicle membrane; cell cortex. Gene Ontology annotation, molecular function: actin binding. Lineage: Eukaryota; Metazoa; Chordata; Mammalia; Carnivora; Odobenidae. The record is from RefSeq and is a predicted model, not a curated record. The transcript has 17 exons.